Cylindrotheca closterium is the source of this 1200-nucleotide messenger RNA. The record is from the annotation of a GenBank genome assembly. NCBI's taxonomy places the organism in Eukaryota, Bacillariophyta, Bacillariophyceae, Bacillariales, Bacillariaceae.
AUGGAAACCAGACGUCGCAUCCUUUCUCCUUCUUCGCCAGCAACGGCGAUUGAUGAAGAGGAACUGAACAAGGCUGACAAACCCAACAAGGCUUCUUCUUGGCAAAGAAUAUCACGAAUAUUCGUCUUGUUGUCUAGCGUAUUAUUGCUGGUUACUUUACAGCAGGGUCUGACACCUGAAUUGAUGACAGAACAUGAGGUACAAGAACCUUCAUCAUCAUCAUCAUCAUCUACUUCUCAUACUUCACCACCCACUACGUUUGGUCGUUGUACCAAUCUCAAGUACACGUCGCCCAAAGUGCCUCAUAAACCAAUAUGGAUUGCCUCUUAUCCUGGAUCUGGUUCCGAAAUGGUCCGUGACCUCGUGCAAGCCUUGACCGGUGGUCUCGUGGGAGGUUCCGUCUACAUCAAACGAGAUCCACCCCAUCAAGAUUGUGUCUCUUCCAAGGCUGCCACCUGCAAGACCCAUUGGCCAUUACUCCCAAUCCAUUCUCCACUUUUAAAUCCACAAGACUAUCAUUCCAAUGCCAUUUUGCUCAUUCGGAAUCCCAUUCAUGCCUUUCCAUCCAGACUGAAUCAUUUGUGGGAGGUUCAAACCACCACUCAGGCGCAUACCACCCAAGCACCGGAACAGGCAUGGAAUCGAUGGAUACACAAGAAUUGGAAGCAGCAAGUCAAGACCUAUCAAGAAUUGAUUCAGACAUGGACACAAAGAAUCCAAACGAAGGACAAUAACAACAACAACAACAACAGGAACGAUACCAGCAGUAGCUUUCCGUAUCGUGUCCAGUUGGUAUUGGCCUAUGAAGAAUUGACCAACAGUACUACAAUUACUAGUAUUAGUACUACAGGCAAGAGUACCAACAACAUGCCGACUGGUGCAAUGGCCGCCAAAGGUUUAGUAACUCUGCUACAACAAGCCAAUGCUCGAGUCGUAAUAGGAGACGAAAGCAUUGCCUGCCUUUGGAGGCAUGUGGUACUGGAUCGACCAAGAAAGAAACGAUCCGAGCAUGCCUACACUCCCGGGUACACCCAACUUUUGAAGGAUCGAAUCCUCACCAUGAUUCAAACUCUAAUGGAACGACUGGAACACCAAGUAGAACUCGAGGACCAAACGACACUCCAAGCAGAUUUGACACGAUUGCUUCAAAGGUAUUCGCAAGACAUUCAACGGAAUACUAGAAUCAUAGAAGAAAUUUGA